Messenger RNA from Schistocerca cancellata (South American locust), 816 nucleotides. RefSeq lists its product as uncharacterized. Lineage: Eukaryota; Metazoa; Arthropoda; Insecta; Orthoptera; Acrididae. Bases 1 to 816 code for a protein of 271 amino acids. The record is from RefSeq and is a predicted model, not a curated record. The transcript has 3 exons.
AUGCGCCGGCGUGCAAGGUGGCAGCUUCCGGCACCGCCGCGCCGCACAGGAAGUGUCGCGCAGAUAGCAGGGGGCCAGCUGGCCGCCGCGACGGGCGCGCCGCACAGAGCGGGCCGACUGGAGGACAAAAGCUCGCAAGAGAUGUGGACAGAAGUAGCUAAUACUGUCAAGGAGGCCGCAGAGAAACACAUUCCCAAGAAAAGGAACAGUAAGAAGGCUAUAUGGCUAUCAGUUGAGACAGUGCAAGUUGCAGAAGAACGAAGGAAAGCAAAAAUCAAGGGAGAUAGAUCAGCUAUGUUUGAAUUAAAUAAAGAUUUUCAGAAAUUAGCUAGAAGAGAUAAAAAUAUAUUCUUUAAUGAACAGUGCAAGGAAGUGGAAGAUAGUAACGGAAUGGGGAAGACAAGAGAUCUUUAUAAGAAAAUUAGAGAAAUUAAAGGAAAAUUCCAGGCAAAAAUUGGAAUGAUAAAAGAUAGAAACGGGAAAGAUCUGAGUGAUGCAGAGGAUGUUAAGGAAAUAUGGGCAGAAUAUGUAGACCUAUACAAGAAAGAUCUGCAUCAUGACAGGGCUCCUAAUGCUGAUGUCAAUGUUAAUUUAGAACUAGAGCCAGAUAUUUUGGAGAGCGAUAUCCAGUGGGUCCUUGAAAAUAUGGCUGAUAACAAAACUAGUGGACAAGAUGAAAUACCAGCAGAAUUGUUUAAAGUCACUGGAAAGGAUGCACAUCAGAGGGCGGCGGGCGACGCAGCUACAUACAGCUCGCCAUCUCCGAAGCAACUCUUUCCUAACUUCUCCUUACUACAAUUUACUGAAGAUGGUUAA